Molecule: messenger RNA, 4669 nt
Organism: Acanthopagrus latus (yellowfin seabream)
Lineage: Eukaryota; Metazoa; Chordata; Actinopteri; Spariformes; Sparidae
Gene: naa40
Product: N-alpha-acetyltransferase 40, NatD catalytic subunit
Exons: 8
Coding region: 355-1074 (239 amino acids)
Cellular component (GO): nucleus
Molecular function (GO): histone H2A acetyltransferase activity; histone H4 acetyltransferase activity; protein N-terminal-serine acetyltransferase activity
Source: RefSeq, a predicted model, not a curated record
GUGAAGAGCACGUGAACGCAGCAUGGUUGGACGACGGAGCGGAGAGGAGAGAAAGGGCAGAGAAGGAACCUGUGAUCGAUCCUGGUCGCUUCUUGGCGCCAAUCCGGUUUAAAGAGAAGAAAACUGCCAGUUUUCAUUGACGUUCUCAUCAGAUUCGGGUCCAGCCGCCGGUUCUGUCUCAGCCGUCAGUCGGUGCUGUAGCCUGCUAGCCUCGUUAGCACAAUAUCUAUCAUUGUCAUAUUAAUCUGGCCCCCUUCUCUCCGUCUGUAGUCACGAUACUAAUAACUCAGCAACAGUCAGCACGGGGACAAUAGAGGAGCGUUUCUCCGGGGGAUCGAUUGAACAGCGGAGAAAAUGGGGAGGAAGUCCAACAGAGCAAAGGAGAAGAAGGCCCGGCGUCUGGAGGAGAGGGCAGCCAUGGAUGCCGUCUGUGCCAAGGUGGAUGCAGCCAAUAAGCUCGAUGACCCACUGGCUGCUUUCCCAGCCUUCAAAAAAUACGACAGAAAUGGGUUGAACCUGCAGAUAGAGUGUAAGAGAGUGACCUCCCUCAACCCACUGUCAGUGGAGUGGGCCUUCGAACUCACCAGAGCCAACAUGCAGACACUGUAUGAGCAGAGCGAGUGGGGAUGGAAGGAGAGGGAAAAGAGGGAUGAGAUGAACGACGAGAGGGCGUGGUACCUGUUGGCCCGCGACGGUGACUCCGCCCCCGUGGCCUUCUCUCACUUCCGGUUCGAUGUGGAGUGUGGGGAGGAGGUUUUAUAUUGCUAUGAGGUGCAGUUAGAGAGCAGAGUGAGGAGGAAAGGACUCGGGAAGUUCCUCAUCCAGAUACUGCAGCUCAUCGCUAACAGCACACAGAUGAAGAAAGUGAUGUUGACAGUUUUCAAACACAACCACGGGGCUUACCAGUUCUUCCGAGAAGCUUUACAGUUUGAGAUCGAUGAGACCUCGCCAAGCAUGUCCGGUUGCUGCGGCGACGACUGCUCUUACGAGAUCCUCAGCCGGCGGACCAAACAUGGCGAGGCCUCGGCGGGACACACCCACGGUGGCGGUCACUGUGGGGGCUGCUGCCACUGAUCCAGCUUCAGAUCCACCUUUUAUGAUGAUGAUGGUUAAAAGCCAGCAACGUUUUGUGGCUGUGUGUGAAAGCUUGAGCUGCCUGCUACGCUGUUUGAACGGCUGUAGAUGAACCGAUGGUGAAAUACCUGGCUACAGAUAUUGAUGUCGCAUUAUGGAUUGAGAUUUACGUGUUUCUUUUUCGUGUAUUCCUGCUACACAAGCAGUAUGCAGUGUGAGCUUUCACACAUAGCUCCUGUCUUUUCUUUUAAUACUUCUUCUUGGUUCAGUGUCCAGGCUGUCUUCUCUCAUUCUCUUACCCCAGUUAAUGAUGACCGUUAGUAGUUCCUAGUCAAGGACAAGUUAGUUGCAUUGUUGACAUUCUCUACCACUGCAGUGAACUUCAUCCCAUCCUGCUCUCAUCCUCUCUACUCCUGACGUGCUGUACUGUAUUAAAUCAUUGAGCAGCACUUCUCAAACUUUGGUUCUGGACUUAAUAGUGGUUGUUUGCGUCAGGCUGUUUUAUAAAAACUUAGUACCUCAAGUCUGCAGAUGGACUUUUAGUGAGAGUCAGUUCUCUGUUAAACAGCCCCUGAUUUCUUUGGGACCCAACACUGAGACUAGUAGCUUGUUUCAAUGGACCAGGGUCCCAAGAUCGGGCUGAUGAUGUACUUAUGAUUUGGUCCCAGAAGAACCGUCUGAGAAGCCUUGCCGUACUGUAAUAUCAACUGUUUUUUUGCAAGUUGUAUGGCUUGUAAUUUAUUUUGUAACAAACUCACUGCAACUAGCAGCGGUUUUGAACUACACCUGUCUUUUUAUUCUAUGGUCAAAAGGUUGCAGUACAGUUUUCUAUCCAUCUGCCCGCUUCAGCGUGUAGUCGUCUCCCUGCUUCUAUUUGCUUUGAAUCUGCGUUCAGCCCAGAUACAGUCCCAGUAUGACCCUCUUGCUCAUUCAGAUGUUCAGCUUGCUUUAAAGGGGCACUAUGUAGAUUUAGAAAAGAAAUUAAAACUCAGAAUUUUUAUAUUUAUAAUAUUAAUGAGGUAAUGAUACAAACUCUAAUAUUGAUCUUUUCCAUAAAUGAACAAACAAACUGUUCUCAGAGGAAAUAAGAUCCCCGGAACACUUUUUGAAGCUAGGAAGGUGACAGGGUCCGCCACAUAUAGAUGAAGUCAAACACCCUGAAACUGUGUCGUACUUCAAGCUCAGUCUGUUUGUUCAGCCAUGAAAACAGUUUGUUUUAGUUUGUUCAGGCAUAAAACAAAUCAGUCAAUGAUAUUAUUUUCCUCUGGUUAAAAUUUCUUCCCCAAAACUACAUCGUUUACCUUUUAACUGUAAGAGGUUCAGAUCAUGAACUGAAACCUACACGAGCUCUUCAGCUCACCGUCACGCUUUCUUCCCACCAUCUUUUUCUUGUUUCCAUGCUUACGGAUAUGAAUUGGAGAUUCAGUUCUGUAAAGUGACACCCUCCUUCCUCCCUCCACGUCUUUCCUCCCUCCACCUCCUUCAGGCACCUACAAUGGCUGCAGACCAUUUCUGUUGCUAUCCUCUUCAAUCACUCUGUAUAAUCUCAUUCCUCGUGCUUGCCUCUUCGUUCACUUCGUUAUGGAGAGGUGAUAAUGAUAAACAAGUCGAUGUUGACGCUACCUUUAGCUGUAUUUAAGAAAUUCAUCCUCCAUCCCUUCUCUUAUUAUAUUCUGUUAGCAUGAGCAAAUCAUAUUGAUUUAACAUGGAUAAGGGUUGGUUGAGGUCACCUCUUCAUUGUGUGGCUGUUUGAAAGCUGAUGAAUGCUGUUAAUUUUGAGGAAGGAACGUGGAUUGGAUGGAUGAUAGACGUCACUGCAGAGGGCCGAAGUUGUUUUUAAUGGUUAGUCCUCCUCCUCCUCUACCUUCUUCCCAGUUGUCAACUGUUUCCCAGCCCACCAUCAUAAGUUUGCAUGAGAAAAUUUUAAAUAACAAAACUGGUAGUCUGAAUCAGGACAGUGCUGCGUCUGAGCUUUAGCAUUACUGUUGGAACUCGUAUCUAAAAUCCUCCUGUGGGUCUACAAGCGUUGCUUUAAUAUUUCAUUCAGAUCUCCCAUGAACAUCCGUGCAUGUUUGAAUUAUUUGAAAAGGGGAGUUGUGUGAAACUUAAAGUUCAAUAUUUGGCUAAAGUUGUGCUGUACAUCUGCAGCAAAGAUGCUUGUAGGAGUUCCACUUUGGAUCUUUGACGCUGUCACUUGUCAACCUAGAAAAUCUGCUGUGAUAACCUCCUUCUUGGUUGAUUACAUUUCUGUUUUGUAUAAAACCUUCAAGCAAUUUUUGCAGCGUGAGUCAGCUGGGUUAGGAGCCCGAAACGACCACAACACCCUUUAUUUCCAGGACUGUGGUCAGAUUUGACAGAUUUUAGUUGUGGGCUUGAGGAAGAAAAAGACAUAACUUUACACGACUUCAGAUGUAAAGAUUCCUCUGUCUUUUGUGUGUUAGGAGGUCAUAUCAAGGCUCAGCGUGACAUUUUGUACAUAUAAUACCUGGAUAAAGUAUGUGAAACUGGGGAGACUGAAAUGUGAAGAUUCAUUCAUAGAAACACCUAAAUACUGAGUUAAUCAGAGUGACACAAGGACAAACGUUCAGAUCCUGGGGGAAGUUUUUGGCUGUUUCCAGACUGGGCCAAGACAAAAAACACAUUCAGAACUCGGAGACGACCAACUGGUGUCUCAACAGCAAAAACAGUUUAACAACAUAUUGCUUGUUUUAGCGCUAGACUACCUUCUGAUAAGUACAGUAAAUCAUUUUUUUGUAUGGCAUAGGUUACAAUUAAGAGGAUGUGUGUGUGUGUGUGUGUGUGUGUGUGUGUGUGUGUAUAUAUAGUGGUAGUAAAUCAGCCGACUGACAGUCUCUCUCUCUCAGGUUAAUCAAACGUAAUCAAACCUCAUCUGUCUCAUUAACAGCCGUGUUGUCAGUAAGCUGUUCGCUGGAUCUGAUUGGCCGCAGCUCUGAUGUAGAGUCAGUUUGUGUGUUACAUGCCGUAGUAUUUAAUGGACAUGAUCUUAAAUUCUACUUUUAACACAACUAGUGACAACACUGAUUUUUAGUUUUUAUAUGUUGCAGUAAAGGCGAAAAGGAAUCGAACGCCUUGUAAAUGUGAAAUUACAUGAAAGUAAGUGACACAAAGUUUGAACUGACUCUAGAUCAGUGCUCAGUUUUGACAUUCAGUGCAGACAGGUGGGCUGUCUUUAAAAAUAAAAAAUAAAAAAGGCUCAUUGGACGUAAAAAUGCUUUGGUGAAAAUAUCUGGAAGAUGAGCCGAAACUUAGCCAGUUUAUUUUAAGUCAGUUAGUACUUUUAUUUUGGAAAAAUGGUUACGUACCCUCACAAAAUCACGAUCCCCUUCUCUUGGUCUUCUUCUCUGUGUGUAUAUAUAUAUAAGCUGUUGUGGAUCCAUCUUCAUUUUAAUUUCUUGGCCUUUUACAGGUAAAAACACUUUUUUUAAACAUGAUGUGAAAAGAAAAACUCCCAUGUUUGAGAGUGAGUGUUUCAUCCUGUCCAUAGACGACAAUGAAAGGGAAAACGAAGUCAUUAUGCCUUGUCAGUGUUUUAUUUGUAUGUUACAAAUAAAGGAAAGUUGUUUGACUUUUCAGA